This is a messenger RNA of Neofelis nebulosa (Clouded leopard), 960 nucleotides long. Its product is annotated as olfactory receptor 5B3-like. NCBI's taxonomy places the organism in Eukaryota, Metazoa, Chordata, Mammalia, Carnivora, Felidae. The record is from RefSeq and is a predicted model, not a curated record. Gene Ontology annotation, molecular function: G protein-coupled receptor activity; olfactory receptor activity; odorant binding. Gene Ontology annotation, biological process: G protein-coupled receptor signaling pathway; sensory perception of smell. Gene Ontology annotation, cellular component: membrane.
UGUGAUAUGCAAAUCACAUCCAUGAAGAAUAAUACAGAGGUGAAAGGAUUUGUCCUGCUGGGACUAACCAAUAACACGGAGCUGCAAGCUCUCUUUCUAAUGUUCACCCUCAUCUACCUUGUCACUCUGAUUGGGAACCUGGGGGUGAUUGUGCUGAUCCUGUUUGACUCUCGUCUCCACAUUCCCAUGUACUUCUUUCUCAGUAACCUGUCCCUGGUAGACUUUUGUUACUCCUCAACAAUCACUCCUAAGGUCAUGGCUGGAUUACUUAUAGGAGACAAGGUCAUCUCCUACAAUGCGUGUGCCGCCCAGAUGUUCUUUUUUGUUCUCUUUGCGACUGUGGAAAGUUACCUCUUAGCUUCAAUGGCCUAUGACCACUACGCAGCAGUGUGCAAACCCCUGCAUUACACCACCACCAUGACAACGUGUGUGUGUGCUCGUCUGGCCAUAGGCUCCUAUGUCUUUGCUUUUCUGACUGCUGCUAUUGACAUUGGAGACACAUUCUAUCUCUCUUUCUGUAUGUCCAAUGUAGUCCAUCACUUUUUCUGUGAUAUUCCAGCAGUCAUGACCCUGACUUGCUCAGAUAAAGACACUAAUGAGCUGAUUCUUGUUCUUAUUUCAAGCUUUAAUAUAUUUUUUGCAGUUCUAGUCAUCUUGAUUUCCUACAUGUUCAUAUUUAUUACCGUUUUGAAGAUACAGUCAGGUGAGGGAUACCAAAAGGCUUUAUCUACCUGUGCCUCUCAUCUUGUUGCAGUUUCCAUAUUUUAUGGGACAGUCAUCAUCAUAGAUGUACAGCCAAGUUCAAGUCAUUCCAUGGAUACAGACAAAAUCGCAUCUGUGUUCUAUACUAUGGUCAUCCCCAUGCUGAACCCUGUGGUCAACAGCUUGAGGAACAAAGCGGUCAAUGCUAUCAAGAAGGUUGUUGAGAGGGCAAAAUAUUCUCUAGGUUUAGUCUUUUAG